Molecule: messenger RNA, 3168 nt
Organism: Chrysemys picta bellii (western painted turtle)
Lineage: Eukaryota; Metazoa; Chordata; Testudines; Emydidae
Source: RefSeq, a predicted model, not a curated record
AUGUCCAGUCUGCUGCACCAGAAUGCUGGAGAAUCCAAGGAACUUGCUGCAGAAUUUAAUCUCAUCUUGUCAAGGGCUUUUGAAAACGUCCUCAACUAUGGAAAAGUUGCAGAACGGCAAAAGGAAAAAUUAAACACCAUACUGCAGUUCUUCCAAAUUUGUAGAAGUUUUGCAAAGUUACAAAAAAUGAGAAAGAAAGAGGUGAUCUACACGAAUACAAAAUGUCUCACUCCUCCUAAGCAGCACUUGAAUCAAAGACCUGAAAAUGCAGAAAUCAAAGAUUCCCCUGCUCCAGCUCCUCCCUGGAAGAUCAUUGCAGUGAUUCUGGGGAUCUUCUGCCUGAUAUUGUUAGGAGUCUCAGUGGCCUUGGCUAUCAAGCUAUUUUAUGGUUCCUUUACAGAUCAUUCCUGUCCGGGAUGCCCUGACCAGUGGGUACGAUAUAGAGACAGCUGUUACUACUUCUCCAACAUGAAGAAAGAUUGGAAUUCUAGCCGGAAUUUCUGCUCUGCCCAAGACUCAGGGCUCUUGGUAAUCAGUGACACCAAGGAAAAGAACCUGUUCUUGGGGAUCCAUACAGAAGAACACUGGAUUGGAUUGACAAAUCUCAGUGGCUCUGGCUGGGCCUGGGAAGAUGGCUCAACAUUCGAUAUAAGGGUCACCUCUAACAGCCCUGUGCAGCACUGUGGUGUCCUGGUGAAGGGGGCCCUCCAGGCCUCCAGCUGUGCAGUUCCUUUCCCAUGCAUCUGUGAGAAAUCCUCCAAGUAACCUCCUGCUGCACUUUCCCACCGAAUAGUCUUCACUCAGACUCAGCCAAUGGACCUGAAUCAUGAACCCAUUAAAGAUGCUCCUUCCUUUGUUCAUGUGGGAUAGGUUUGAUACUGUUCCUAGAUUGUUAGCAGCAUGCACUGCCUUGUGGGAGACCAAGAUUUGAUUCCAGCUGUAAUGUAGGUAUACAAUUGUGUCUAAGCACCUAGUGAAUGCAGCAUCAGCUAAAAAAGCUAAAGUUCUUGUUAAUACACAUAUUGUUGAUGAUCUUUGUAUUUAUAUUUUCAGCACAGUGGCUCAGACUACCAGAAAUUAAAACUUGUUUAAAAAACUCUAUAAAGGAAAAUAAUGGGACAAUAUUACUUAUUUCUCCUUUAAAGAUGAUAUCUCACUGUUGAAUUUGGAGUGAAGUAAGCAGCAUAAGUAGGAUUAAACUGGAUUUUUUUUAUUCAUUCACAAAAUGUUAGUUAUACUGUGUGUCUUUUCCUCUUUCUUUAGCAGGCUUGCUCUAGUGUUCUCAAGUGAUUAUUACAUUUACUCACUCCUACUCUACUCAAUUAACCUUUAGAUACAAUACUUUCCCCAAAUGGAGGGAAAUACUCUGGCAUGAUUCAUAUUUCAAGCUAAAUAGAUUUAACAUUUACUCCCCUUUUUUCUAACAUUUACUCCCUUCAGCAAUUAUUACUUAUACUUAGAUAUCCCCUUUAAAUUUUUUUUUUAAAAGAAGACUAAGAGGAGAUGUGAUAGAGAUCUGUAAAACAAAGAAUGGGACAGGGGAAGCCCUUCAAAAGCAUCUCUUAGCUUGCUCCUAUGAUGUAAUAGAACCAGAGGAUUCUCAAUGAAAUUAAAAAUAGUACAUUUUAUCCAUUUACAAUUUACAGUAUUUCAUUAACAAAAUGUAAAAUUAACCCGUGGAAUUCAAUGCUUCAGGAUAUUCCUGAGUAACACAUUGUGAAGCAAUAACCCCACUAGCUCAGUAAUAUUAGAACAAGGAUGAGACAAUUUUGGAUCUGAUUCUCUUCUCACAUUGGUUUUACUCUGGAGUAAUUCCACUGAAUUCAAAGGACUUAUUCCUGACUUGCACCAAAAUAAGGAGAGAAUCAGGUGUAACAGUUUAGGAGGAGUGUGCUGAGGUAAUAUUAUGUGUAACUAAUACACUCCCUUUUUAUCUGCGCCUCAGCCCAUCUGUCUGUUGAAGCACAGGCCAGAGCUCAGUCUUUUCAGGACUUAGAAAAAAAGGAUUACACAGAUUUAAACCACUGAGAGAGAGUGCCAUAGAAUUUCUUAAGGAUGAACAUUUAAUAUCGAUACAAACAUCUGCAACCAGAAUUUGGAAUACUUUUAAAACUUUGCGUUAUACAAAACUAGUAAGCAGUAACUCAGUUGGCGUUUUCCCACACAAACUUCCUCACUUUGUUUCUGUUAUAUGAAUUAUAGUGCCAGCUGCACACCUUAGCAUGCACACACGCAUACACUCUGACUUCUCAGUCUCUGCAGUAUGCCAUCAAUAGUGCAUGUGUCACUUGAACGCCACAGAACCAGAUGGCAAUGGAAGCUCCACAGUUUUCCAUGAAACUCCUCAUGGCCAACUCCACUUCUGGCAUCAACAGUUGGCAUCUCCUCAGCUUUGAGCAAGAUGGGGCAUCUGUAAUCUGGAUCCAAAGUGGCACAAGGCUCUGGGAUGCAGCUUUCUCAGUAGACAUUUCUUAGUGUUGCAUGGUUCAGCUGCUGAGGCCACAGGUCAGUCUCUUGCUCCUUCUGUUCAUACUAUUUUCCCCACUCCGCUCUUGGUGGAUGUGUGGAACCUGGCAGACAGUUUGGCCUUAAUGGAAACUCUCUGCACAACUUCAGAGGCAGUUACUAAGCAUACAUACCCAGAGAUUACUAUACCUCCCCACCACCACCUCUAGAUGGUUCUGGGGUUGGGCCCUUCUAACUAAGUGUCUUGUCCUGCUCUCUGCAUAUGUGUGGACUAGAGAUAUGUAGGAUUCAACAAAAAUUCAUGUCUCCUCCCCACUGCUUUCUCCCUUACAUUAGACUUAAAAAGAAUUGCUGCAAUAUGAGCCUGUGGGUUACCGCAGCAUUUACAGCUAGAGAAAAAGAUAGCAGGACUAUAAGGUUCUCAUUCUUCAGGGCAUUCGUUUAUUACCCACUGGGGUGGUGGAUUGCAGUGUCUGGGUAAAGAGGGCUGAAGAUGCUGACAGGACUGGUGUUGGUGCUACAGGUGAUUUAAUUGUUUUUCUCCCCAGUCCUUGUUUUAAAUGCUUCAGCACUGGGCCUUCAGAUACUUCACUUGGGAAGACAACUUCCCAUCUAAGAGACCCUCAAUGUCAGGAUUUUUUUUCUGAUGUCUAGCCUGAAGUUUUUCUUUAUUCAUUUCAUCCCAUUAUUCUUAAUCAUAAU